Messenger RNA from Pseudogymnoascus destructans, 3931 nucleotides. RefSeq lists its product as uncharacterized. The record is from RefSeq and is a predicted model, not a curated record. NCBI's taxonomy places the organism in Eukaryota, Fungi, Ascomycota, Leotiomycetes, Thelebolales, Thelebolaceae. Bases 444 to 3113 code for a protein of 889 amino acids. The transcript has 3 exons.
GCUCGUUCGCUCGUUCGCUCGUUCCCUCGUUCGCCUGUCGGAGUGGUAAUAAUAAUAAUCAUAUCCUCCUGGCCGCUCCUUCUUCGUCCUUCUUUUUGUCCCUUUUUAUGAUAUAUAUUUCUUCGUACAUACCUUCGUUCGUCGCAAUCUCAGCUAUCGCCAAUUGACCGCUCGAUUCCUUCAGCGACGCCAACGAAGACACGGUCCUGUCUAAACAUUCAUUUACCUAUUGAUCAAAGCUAUUGACUUUACGAACUCUUUUUUUACCCUUCUCGGCGAUGAACUACAGCUCUAUUCCGUUUACGAUGUCGCAUUAGAACACCCGGUAUUCAGUACGACCAGCACGACCAGCACGACCAGCACGACCAGCACGACCAGCACGACCAGCACGACCAGCACGACCAGCACGACCAGCACGACCAGCACGACCAGCACGACCAUUGAUGAGCACAUGGAAGACUCGAACAACUUCCUCGGCAGGCGAAUCGAUUCUCGCGUCUCAAAACAUGGUUUCUCCUACACCACGAACCCCAGGGCGGAAACCGUUACAUGAAAGGUCCGGCUCGCAAACCAACAUAGCUGCGGUGCGUUUGGUACCAGCGACUCCUCCGCAAUUACUAUGGAGCAAUACCCCUUCUGAGGAGCGAGACGACAUCUACAUGCGGACUGCCCUUCCGACACAUCCAGCCCAUCUUCUCCCCCCUCCAGACGCCGGCGCUUCAUUCUUUCAGGAGUCGGCGGCAUUGAUCCAAUCCGCAGACCCAGUUUCGGCCGCCCAGCCUCUGGCGAAACAGUUGAGGGGACAGGGGCCUGCUUUGACCACAACGUAUCAACCUCGCCAAACCUCAAGGAGCACCACCUCGACCCCUUCGAGCUCUCGACAAUCGAGUGUCAAAUCCCUGCAGCGAAAGCGGAAGCAAGUUAAGGUCAACCCUGACAAAACCUUCUCUGUUUUAGAAGUUGCCGGACAAGUCGAAUCGACUAAACCAGACGAAAAUGGAUACAGUUCCUCAUCCUCUACACUUAGCCGUUCCACGUUUGAUCGGGUAUCCUCCAGGACAGACAGCUUCGCCCCACGGGGUGCCUCGGGAGCAACAUGGAAAUCAGAGAUUACUGCGACAACUUUAACUACCUCUUGCACUCCGAGCCCAGAUAUGUCGAUUAAAUCACCUACCUUUGAGAGUAAUACGCCCUCGUCGCCUUGGAACUACAAGCUCGUGGGAGGGCUUCGAAAAGUUCCUGGGACUCCAGACCUGAAGCAGAAGGUUGAGCUAUUAUCAGACUCACCGCCGUCCUUACCGGACUUGCCUGAAAUUGACCAAACGAACGAGCGGGAGUUAUCCAACAAGCAAUCUUUUCAAUCCGGCGUGACUACGUCGACGACAUCAGAUUAUAGUAAUUGCAACGUUUUUCCAAGCUCACCACCAUUGCUAGCGACAGCAUCGAGCCCAACUCCAUCCAUCAACUCCGACCAGCAGAUUGCACUUCCGUCCUCACCGGGUUCAUAUGUCGAAGAGUCCACUGUCCUUCACCAUCAGCUUCCACCUUCCAGUGACCAAAACUACGAAAUACUUGGCCAAUCAUCUACUGGAUAUUCACCAUCCUCUUCACAGCUUGAGCUAUGCAAUACCGAGAGCAAUUACGAGGUUCACGGAGAUCUCUCCCCAUCCCCGUCAACAUCUUUGAUCAACCUUCCUGCCCAGCCGCAGCAAGCCUACUCUCGAGAGUCAUUGGUUAUACCGCCUUUACAGCCCAAGGCAAAACGAUCUGCUGAGCGAUUUGGGUACUACAAGAAGCAUUCACGAGAGUCGCUUCGGACCGGAUCGUUAACGUCCAUUACAUCAGCCUUAAGUGACGACUUUGUUAGGGCACUUGCGACUGGUAGGCAGCUGACCCGCGUACCGAGCCUGAAAAAUAUCCCAGAAACCAGCCCAUGGACAAAUCCGCUAGCUCUCAACGCAGUGAAAACACACAUGCAAGCUUACCCGCACCAAUGGAGCUCACAGCUUUCUACUGUGGCCUCAGUGUCAGAAGGAGGCACCGAUCGAAAUUCACGCCAAUGGUCAGAAGCAAGGCGAAGCAGCGGGUUCGUGUCUCACACCCGCCAAAUCCCCAGCAUUGCCUCCACCAUUUCUCAAGAUGAAAGACUUCGCGACAGCAACUUGCUAGCAUAUCCUCAGCCAACCUACUCGCCGACUACCCAGGAAGCGCUUGGGCCGAUGACGAGAAUGGCUGAAGACCAAGAUGAGUAUGGCGACAAACUUACAGACAUGCCAAUAUUGCACGAACGGCCUUCGAGAACGAAACUGUCAGGAUUCUUCAACAUCCCAUACGAUAUCGGGCGCAACAAUAGCAUGCGAUCAAUAUCCAGCUCGAGAGCGAACAGCGUACUUGGGACCACGCUCCCAACUUGGGCCCAACUAUACUACGGCAGCGGCGAGUGGCGAUACCUCGAGGCGCCUGGUAGCUCGUCGGAAGCGUCUGAUAACAGGCCCCCCAGCUCUUACCGGAGCGGCUCCCCAGAUACUACCAAUUUUCCGGUGGGUUUAUGUAGCCCUCGCCGACGACCAAGGGAGCUUCGUCCCCAGCGUGAAAUAUCUCAGAGGUCACACCACUCGAUGGAUAUCACACCUGCGGACCCGCCGAACCCUGCGAACCCAGCCUUGGCUGGGAGUUAUUUAAUUGAAUACUCCUUCAAGCAUCGUGUUCGGAAGCCAUCGAGUGUCUGGAGUCCACAUCUUGCGCACGACAGGAGGAUGAGUCGGCGCCAGAGUACUUGGGAUGCCCCUUCGGUUGACUGGUCCCAGGGAGGGUUCAGCAGUGAGAAGAACGUUCAAAUAAUAAUGUUCAUUGUCGGAUUUAUAAUGCCUAUUUCGUGGAUGAUUGCCGCGGUACUCCCCAUCCCCCCAAGACCCGAUUUUCCGGAAUUGACGGAGGAGGAUGCCAGAAAGAGCCGUCUGGAUUUGCAAGAAGAGAUGAAUCGCAUCUGGAGCCCAGUGGACGAGAAAGUAUAUCAGAACGCACGGUGGUGGCGGAUACUUAAUCGAAUCUUCUCCGUUGUGGGAGUCGCCAUCAUAACUCUCAUUGUCGUUCUAGUUGUGACGAAGGCUUGAGAAAAGGACGUAGCGGGGUCCAAUAUCCCCGACCACACACUAUCACAUACUUCCCGCUUAUUACCAUAUAUUUUACAUCUACAGCAGCCUCUUCGCCAGCUGUCUCGGUAUAUUUACCAUCACCAACCACCAACCUGGUGGCUCAUUCAUUACUACAUGAUAUUCAAUGCCACAACGACGCGGUUACGUCCGCACACGCCUUUCUUUUUCAUGGUUCUACGCCAAGCUUUUAAGCUCAAAAUAUCAGGCACGGCUAACGCAGCCAAACUAUUCCAACUUUCUUCACGAUAAUUCUAUAAACGGACGAGAACGACGGAGUUCAUUUUUUAUUUUUAACCUUCUCCCAACCAAAACAUCGUUUUGGGGCUUGGGCGGCCUUACGAAAUUUAUGGAUGAGGAACAGAUUUUACGUUUUUACGAUUCACACUUUAAGACAUUUUCAUUUUUCUGUAUCUAUAUUGCAGCUUAGAUGAAUAUUACGAGUGGUUUUUGUCUCUUGAUCUUGAGAAUGUUUUGGUCUGUCUUGUCUUAGUUUCCAGCAUGGGUGUUCGGCUGAAGAAUUGGUGAAGCAGGCCAACCCACAAACAUGAAACGUUCAUACAUAUUUUGUGACAAGUAGCUUUAUGAUAUAGCCACCUGCCAAAAUGGCCUCCAGCGCUUUCGAACACAAGCUAUAAUAAGUUUCGCGUACUAAAGUUUAAGGGGCCAAGAUCUUCAAACCGUCCUUAUCGCCAAUGCACGUGACGAUAAAUGCCAGAUAACGCUCAUGAUCGACUUCAGAAUAUCUUCCCUGUAAUUCAAAGAAUACUACCCUUAAU